Molecule: messenger RNA, 1749 nt
Organism: Cryptomeria japonica (Japanese cedar)
Lineage: Eukaryota; Viridiplantae; Streptophyta; Pinopsida; Cupressales; Cupressaceae
Product: probable purine permease 11
Exons: 3
Coding region: 181-1329 (382 amino acids)
Cellular component (GO): membrane
Molecular function (GO): purine nucleoside transmembrane transporter activity
Source: RefSeq, a predicted model, not a curated record
UUUCACCAAUAGUGCGGGCGGAUAUGUAGAGAACAAUUGGGCAAGCCCUUUUGUCGUUCGAAAUCAUGGUUUUCACGCUUGCACCCAUUUAUAUGAAGAGAGAUUUAGCCAAGACGAAGAAAAUGAAGUCGGCAGGAUUAGCAUUUUUGUUAUUAAUACACUGCGCAUCUUUUCUAAGAGAUGGAAGACAACAAAGGAGAUCAACUUCAAGAAACAAAUAGCUAUGAUACCCACCAUUCAGGUGGCUUGAGUGUUGAAUCUCAGAACAUCCAGCUCAUGAGCAAUGCUUCUGAGAGAAAACUACCAUUGAGAAGUGGUGCACAUCAUUGGGUGCUAGUGUCAUUGAGUAUUGUUGCUCUGGUUGGAGGGCAGUGCUCUGCAACUCUUCUAAGCAGAUUCUAUUUUGAAAGAGGUGGAAACAGCAUUUGGCUCCUCACUCUCAUUCCAAAUGUUGGAUGGCCAGUACUUAUUCUUCCCCUUCUGUUUGCUAGAAAACAUCAUCCACAUUCAACAAACCCUUUGAAACCCAAAAUAUUUUGCAUAUACAUCUGUUUAGGCCUACUGUUAACAGGGGAUAAUUUUCUAUAUACAUGGGGCAUAUCCUUUCUUCCUGUGUCUACAUUUUCCAUUUUAUGUUCUACCCAAUUAGCUUUCAAUGCAAUUUUUGCAUAUCUAAUGGUUGGACAGAAAAUUGGGCCAUAUGUUCUCAAUUCUUUAGUUUUGCUAACCUUCAGUGCUGUUCUGCUAGGGCUCAGUCAUUCUAGUAACACUACACAGGGGGAAAUUAGCUCAUCUCACUUUAUUUUGGGAUAUGUAUAUACAAUCUCAGCUUCUGUAGUAAUUGGCCUGAUUCUACCAUUGAUGCAGGUAGUGUUCACAAAGGUUUUGGGCCAAGAGAGCCUAACUGCAGUGUUAGAAAUGCAGAUUUAUACAUCUGUAGUGGCUACUGUGGUAUGUGUGGUGGGAUUAUGCUCUAGUGGUCAGCUGAGAAGGAUCAGAGAGGAGGCCAAUGCUUUUACAGAAGGAAAAUUAGCUUAUUCUAUGACUUUGAUAUGGACUGCAAUAGGUUGGCAGAUUCAUUCUGUAGGGCUAAUUGGGCUGAUUUCCCUUGUAUCCUCCUUGUUCUCUACUGUUAUCAGCACUGUGGCAUUGCCUCUAGUUCCUGUCUUGGCAGUUGUUUUUUUCCAUGACAUAAUGGAGGCUCCAAAGAUUAUGGCAUUGAUUUUGGGGAUGUGGGGUUUUGCCUCAUAUGUAUAUGGUGGAUAUAUGGAUUCAAAAGUUGUCCAGGUAGAUCAAAUUCAGUCAGAACAAAUCAGCACAUUAGUAUGAUGCCUAAAACCAACCAUAUAUAUAACGGAUGUUUACAUUCUUCUAAGUCAUCUUCAGACCCCCUUUACCAAGUCUGAGCUUUUUUAAUAUGGAUGUCUUGAAGUCCAUCAUGCCAAUUUUGGUAUCUUUCUGUCAGUCUUGGAUGGGGUUUACAAAGUUUGAGAAUCAUUUUUAUAGACUAUAAUAACGCUACCCACAUAGAGAUAUUACAAACUAAAAAGUAGCUAAAACACUAGUUACGUUGGAGAACAAAUAGUGGCAGGGAAGUUUGUUGAUUUAGUGGGCUCUUAGUUACCAAGCAUAUUAAGUGACAAAAUUUGAAGUUGGGCAAUAAAGUAUAAUCUGAUCUGAAUCUUAUGUAUUUCUGAAUAUUAUUAAUAUAUUCAGAGUUCUUGCCUUCUAUAAAAAAACUACAUCUUA